UGUCAGCAAAGCGUCGCGGGUCAUGUGCGAUCUGAAGACGGACACUGAACGGACUAACACCGGAGAGGACGCUUUGGCGGAUUAAUUGAAUGGCGGAAAGAUUUCGGAGCGAAGGGCGAAAUCAAUAACAAAUUUACAGACCAUGAACUAUGUGGGUCAGUUGGCGGGCCAGGUAUUUGUGCAGGUCAAGGAGCUUUACAGGGGACUCAACCCUGCAACACUGUCUGGAUGUAUAGAUGUCAUCGUGGUCCGGCAGCCCGAUGGCUCCAUGCAGUGCUCCCCCUUCCACGUACGCUUCGGAAAGAUGGGCGUCCUGCGGUCUCGUGAGAAAGUGGUGGACAUAGAAAUUAAUGGAGAGCCAGUGAGUUUGCACAUGAAGCUGGGAGAGAAUGGAGAGGCCUUCUUCGUCGAAGAGACUGAGAACACUUUGGAAAAACUUCCAUCCUACCUAGCAACGUCACCCAUCAUGUCAACUGGGGCAGAGUUAAUGGAGUCUCAGUUAGGCAGGGGCUGUUCUCGUCACCAUGAUACCAUCCCCUGCAGCUCACUUCCUGUCCUGAGCCUAGGACUGCAGCAAAUCGAUGGCGGCAUGAUCAAGAAGAGGAGGAAGAAGAGGAGGAAGACACGGCUAGAGACAGGCGGUGGAGGAGGAGGAGGGAGGAGAGAGGAGAGCGGAGAAGAGUUCUCAGAGGACCAAGAUAUGUUUACUAUUGACUUGAGUUCGGACGAGGAGAGAGAGAGUGACAACAGGCUUGUGUAUGGUGAUCAGGGGUCCACAGCCAACACGCACACACACCCCAGCACUGAUUGGAUCCGUCCACAGAGUCACAUGAGUAAGGAUACUCUCUCAAUCCCUCCACCCUGUGGUCUGUCUAUGUCGUGUCCUCAGAAGAUUUCUCACUUCUCCAGCCCUGUUAGCAGCCCCGACAAUUCUAGGUCAUCAACGCCGAAGAGCGACUCAGAGCUAACCAAUCAGAACAAAGACAACCCUGAGAUGAUGUGGACCUGGGGGGAGCUGCCACAAGCUGCCCAGCCAUCCUUCUUGAGUUCCCUCCAGAAGCAAGACCCUGCCACAGCAGUCUCCAUCCCAGUGUCUGCCAGCACUCACUUCAGAGCCAUCAGUGACACUGGACCCCCCUCCUUAACCCUCUAUGCUCCCCAGUCAGGGGAGACUGCUGCUCAUGUUGAGGACAAAGACACUGAAGAAAGCAAAAAUAGAGCCGGGGUGGAAAUACCCACUCAGAUUGGGGACAGGGCUGGAGCCAGAGAGGUGGAAAGUGUUGGGCCAUCAUGUCCAGAGAUGGAGGGUCUCACAGCCUGCUCAGUGUCUCCCAGGAUUCUCCUUGAUCAUCUUGAUGAAGGUGGGAAUAGAGGAAGUCCCAUUAGAAGAACUGAUUCACCAUCAAAGAGGAAAGAAAAGAGAAGCCAACACCUCGGUGCUGAUGGCAUAUACCUGGACGACAUUACAGAGCUGGAGCCUGAAGUAGCUGCUCUCUACUUCCCUAAAAGUGACGGAGGCAGCAGCUCAAUGAAAGGGGACUCCGAGAUGAUGCUAAUGAUGGGAGUGCGGAGCGCCGAUCAGUCCCCACUGUCAGUGGGUAGCAGUGGGAUGGACAGCGGCGUAGACAGUUUGUCUGACCAAGUAGGGGACCUGCCUCAUGUUGCCAUCUCUUUGUGCGGAGGACUCACUGACAACAGCGAGAUCACAAGAGAGCAGUUCCAGGAGAGGGCAAUUUCCUACCUGCAGUUCUCUGAAAACCCUUCUAUUAUCGACGACCCUAACCUGGUGGUCAAGAUAGGAAACAAGUACUACAACUGGAACACGGCAGCUCCUGUCAUGUUGGCCAUGCAGGUCUACCAGAAACCACUGCCACAGGCCUCAGUGGAGAACAUCAUGAAGGAGAAGAUGCCAAAGAAAGGAGGACGCUGGUGGUUCUCAUGGAGGAGCAGGAACAGCGACUCCAAAUCAGAAUCAGUGACAGAUACAGGAGGGGACAGUGGAGACAGCUCUCUCACUAUGCCCUCAGGAAACGGGAUGAAGGAUGAGUCAUCCUCUAGCGAUGAGGACCACAGAUUGGCCAAUCAGGUGUCAGGAUCUUGCCCGUCAGAGCUCCUUGUGAGUUCAAGCAGCGUCUGUUAUAAGAAGACUCUUCGGCUCACCUCAGAGCAACUGGCUAGCCUGCAGCUGAAGGAAGGUCCUAAUGAAGUGGUGUUCAGUGUGACCACUCAGUACCAGGGCACCUGUCGUUGCAAUGGCACAAUCUAUCUUUGGAACUGGGAUGACAAGAUAGUCAUCUCUGAUAUAGAUGGUACCAUCACCAGGUCAGACACCCUGGGUCACAUCCUUCCCACACUGGGUAAAGACUGGACUCACCAGGGUAUCGCACGGCUCUACCACAAAGUCAGCCAGAAUGGAUAUAAAUUCAUGUACUGCUCAGCGAGGGCCAUUGGCAUGGCUGAUAUGACACGAGGCUACCUGCACUGGGUCAAUGAGAGGGGAACCAUGCUGCCAAUUGGCCCGGUGCUGCUCAGUCCGAGCAGUCUUUUUUCUGCCUUGCACAGGGAGGUGAUUGAGAAGAAACCAGAGAAGUUUAAGAUUGAGUGUCUCACAGACAUAAAGCAGCUGUUCUACCCCAAUACUGAACCUUUCUAUGCUGCUUUUGGCAACAGAGCUACGGAUGUAUAUUCCUAUAAGGAGGUGGGAGUUCCUCUGAACAGGAUUUUCACUGUCAAUCCCAAGGGAGAGCUGAUACAGGAGCAUGCCAAAACCCAUAUCUCCUCCUUUGGGCAACUGUGUGAGAUGGUUGACCAUGACUUCCCGGUCCUAGAUCUUGAUGAGGAAGCAGGCGUCCCUUGCUCUGACACUUUUAAACAGGGCAGCUGCUGGAGCGAACAACUUCCUGAUGGCACCAACCAGGAAGAAGACCCACAGCCACUUAAGACAAGCUGAGAAAAACCCAUCAAACUCAUCAUGUAUGAUGCUGCAUACAAGAUUGUGGUCUGUGGUUUAGUGAUUCAUCGUGUAGUCAGCAGCCCAGAUUCAGAGUGAAGGUGUUGGUUAUUUUAGAACAAAAAACGUGUCCAAGAACUUUAUCUGAUAAAAGAAUGAACCCCUGGCUCACUCAAGGAUCAAAGACUUUACUUAAGAUAACUAUUGAUUCAGAAUAAAUGAAUGUAUUUUCAAUAUCCCACAAAGACAAACCACCUUGCCAUCAAUGAACAGUGAAAACACAAGCAGAAGUUAGGGUAUAUUACAAAUAAGACUUUUUUUUAUAUAGGAAAGAACAAAAAAAUGCUGUUGAAUUUCAACCCUUGUUUGUGAGUGAGGCUAACUCAAAGAGUGCUCAACACAGAGUCAAAGACUCAAUUAUCACACAUUUCAAAGUGCACUGACUCACAGCCACACACACAAACAGAUACACAAACACUUAAGUAAAAUAAUGUAAAGGCGUUCUAUACAGAAUGCACAACAUUGCAAUACAUUACUAAAAUAUCCCACUGCAUGAUUUUGAGCUUCCUCAAAAAUGCCUUUGACUGGUUCCGAUUCUCUCCAUCGUCCCACACCACUCUUCAUUUGUGCUGGUUGAUAGAAAAACACAUAUAAUUAUUAAUAUUUUGCACUUGUAUGGCUUGCAUAGACUGUUAUCAAUAUUGGGUCAUCCCUUCUCAUAUCACCUGAUAACCAAUCUUUUUUAGAAGUCUAGCAGACAUUCUCCCAACUGGCUUCCACAAUUAAUAAAAAAUAUAUAAAUUACAUGUACAAGUCAGCUUUUCGAAACUCAAACCUGUUGGUGCAUCACUCAUUUUUGUACCUUGUUUAGGUAAAAAUACUUUCUGUUUAACUCAUUUUAUGCAAUAUAUUCACCAAAUAGUAAGAGGAGACUGGACAUCUUGGCUUUACCUUUACCAGGUAUGUAUCUGUAGUAAUCUUUUCUGACCUCAACUGCAAUGGAUACAGCAAAACACUUUGCUCCAUAAACACCAUGUAACCUUACAUAACAUUACAUUACAUUACCUUUCAUUACAUUAAAGCCAUCCAGAACAUGCAAAAAUAGCACAGAUAGUGAAUCUAGUCAUCUUUCUGUGCCAAACUCCUUUGCAGGUCCAGCUAUACGUGUGUGGUCUUCUGACCGUGCUACUGUGAAAUAUGUGGCUCUGGCACAUUUUCUUGUGUUCAGUGACAAUACACUAGAUAAAUGCAGGGCAAUGCAAAUAACUUAAGUCUGUGUUCUUUCUGUCUGUUUUUAUACAGGCAAAUAAGUGAACUCCAGUGAUAUGCUAGAAUGUAGUAUAUAAAUCAGUCAGAGUGUAUGUUAUUACAUAUAAUUAUGUAUAAUGACUAAUGCUCAUCAAUGCAAUUACUACAGAAGCCCAUACAGGGCUAUGGUCAUAUAUUUUAAGUUUUGAAGGGUUGUUACUACUCAGAUCAGUAUACUUUAAUGCACAGCACUAAUCUGUCAUGUAAUUGAGCAGUAUAAAUGCAGUAUAUUCAAAUACUGUACAAUUUUCUCUUCACAAACACAUCUAUUUUUUUCUCAUGUGUACAUACUUCUUUAUUUGUUAUCAAAUGUUUAUGUUUUUAUUCAUUGAUCAAAUAACAUCUACUGUACUGCAUUUAUGUGAGAUGGAAGCCUGUGUGUAUUUUCUAUCACGUCUAACUUAAAAUGGGAAAACCACGGUAAAUAAUGAUUAACAGUAUUUUUUGGAGACUAUAUGAAGUGAACUCUAAACAAACAAACUAUAUAUUUUCUAAAAUACUUUGUUACUGGUGUUCAUUGAAAUGCACUUGCAACCAUUGUAUUCUUUACUGUGAAUUUGUUCUUAAACCGGCCACCUCCUGUUGCAGGAAUGGCAGUUUCAGCAUGAAAAGAAUACUGUAUUAUAUAUUGCAGUUUUGAAUGCCCGACAGCUUCAAGAAAAGGAAAAAGAUUAUGUUUGUACCUCUCUCAAGAUUUUAAAUAAUCGGAAAACGAUUAAGAAAAAUGAAAGUAUGAUCGGAAUGCAAGAAAACUGAUAACAGAGGAGCCCCCUGACAGUGACUGAGUCUGUUAUACUGCUAAAUACUUGUGCAUAAGAUAGAUAUGUCUGAUGCUGUACUGUGAUUUACUUUAGCUAAAAGAAAACUAAUGAGGAAUUAACCUUUUAAACUGUUGAUGUUCACAGGCCUUUGGGGAGACCACUGUAAAUUGUGUAAAAGCAAACUGUGCAGAGUGCGCAUGCUGUUGUAAAGCUACGAUGCCUAAUUACGUAGAUAGUAUGAUCACUGUCUUGUCACCUGAUCUUUGUACGGAAGUGCAUUGCUUUAGUAUUGUUUUCAGUCUGUCAAAAAUGCCAAGACAUUUUACCUUGUAAUUAUUUUAGCCAAAAACCCAUUGAUCUGUGUGAUGUCACUUUUGAUACUCAAAAGAUACUUCUUCCUUGUAGUCUUGUAAUUAUAGUAUAAAGAACUCCUAAUUGUGUGAUAAAAUAUUUUGAUUUGUUUGAUGAUUAUCACCUGAUUCUUUCUGUGAAAGAUCUAUAAAAAACUCUUG
This is a messenger RNA of Anoplopoma fimbria (sablefish), 5531 nucleotides long. RefSeq names its product lipin 1a (gene lpin1a). Gene Ontology annotation, molecular function: transcription coactivator activity; phosphatidate phosphatase activity. The coding region runs from base 143 to 2950 and encodes 935 amino acids. The transcript has 23 exons. Gene Ontology annotation, biological process: triglyceride biosynthetic process; cellular response to insulin stimulus; positive regulation of transcription by RNA polymerase II. Gene Ontology annotation, cellular component: mitochondrial outer membrane; nucleus. NCBI's taxonomy places the organism in Eukaryota, Metazoa, Chordata, Actinopteri, Perciformes, Anoplopomatidae. The record is from RefSeq and is a predicted model, not a curated record.